Rana temporaria (common frog) is the source of this 3366-nucleotide messenger RNA. RefSeq names its product ceruloplasmin (gene CP). Gene Ontology annotation, cellular component: plasma membrane. Gene Ontology annotation, molecular function: oxidoreductase activity; copper ion binding. The transcript has 19 exons. NCBI's taxonomy places the organism in Eukaryota, Metazoa, Chordata, Amphibia, Anura, Ranidae. The record is from RefSeq and is a predicted model, not a curated record. The coding region runs from base 56 to 3259 and encodes 1067 amino acids. Gene Ontology annotation, biological process: iron ion transport.
GUGCUUUAUAAAUGCUGACAGUCAGUCACUAAGCUCUGCUCAUUACACAAGUACAAUGAAGCUCUUCGUAAUACACCUACUCUGUGCAAUGUUUGUUGUAUGUGUUAUGGGCAAAGACAGGGAAUAUUUCAUUGGAAUUCAAGAAAUAUAUUGGGAUUAUGCUCCUAGUGGAAAGAAUAUAAUUUCUGGAAACCCCAUUGAUAAAGACGAGCAUGCCAGCAUCUAUUUACAACAAGGCGCAAAACGAAUAGGCAAUAUCUAUAAGAAGGCUUCUUAUUUCCAAUUUACCAAUGGCUUAUAUACAGAACAAGUAAAGAAACCAGAUUGGCUGGGAUCUUUAGGUCCCAUUAUACGAGCAGAAGUUGGAGAUACUAUCAUUUUCCAUCUUAAAAACUUUGCUUCUAGAUCAUAUGGCGCACAUCCACAUGGAGUAGAGUAUACAAAGGAAAAUGAAGGUGCCCUAUACCCAGACACCACUUCAGGGACCAAAAAGGCAGAUGAUGCUGUCAAACCUGGAGAAUCCUAUACUUACAAGUGGGAUGUAGUGAAAGACCAAGGACCAUCUGCAUCGGACGAUGAUUGUAUCAUCAGACUAUAUCACUCACACAUCGAUGGCCCAAAGGAUGUUUUCUCUGGACUUGUGGGACCAAUGAUUAUCUGUAAGGCAGGUGCCCUGGAUGGUAAAAAGUCACCUGGAAAAACAGACAAAGCAGAGGAAUAUAUCAUGAUGUUUUCUGUGAUUGAUGAAAAUCUAAGCUGGUAUAUAGAUGAAAAUAUCAAUGCUUUCAUCAACUCUACUGCUGUGGAUAAAGAAGAUGAGGACUUUCAAGAGAGCAAUAAAAUGCAUUCUAUCAAUGGAUACAUGUAUGGUAACCUCCCAGGCCUUUCUGUAUGUGAUGACACAAAUGUGAGAUGGUAUUUGUUUGGUAUGGGUAAUGAGGUGGAUGUACACUCAGCCUACUUCCAUGGGCAUGUGUUAACAUAUCAGAGGUACCGUGUGGACACUCUCAGUCUCUUCCCCGCCUCCAUGGUUCAGGCUUCUAUGCGUACUAAAAACCCUGGCAAGUGGCUUCUCAGUUGUCAAGUUAAUGACCAUUUAGAAGGUGGUAUGCAGGCACUCUAUGAGGUAAAAAACUGCACAGCAAAGAGGCCCUACACAUCUACUACAAAGAUUCGACAAUAUUACAUUGCUGCAGAAGAGAUAUUCUGGAACUAUGGAUCAAGUUUGGUUAAUCAGUUCACAGGACAAAAGCUAGAUCAUCCUGACAGUGAAUCUGCAACAUUUUUCGAACAAAAUGAUGUGAGAAUUGGAGGAACGUAUAAGAAAGCAGUGUAUAGAGAAUAUACAGACUCAACUUUCACAACGCCGAAACCAAGAUCCAAAGAGGAAGAACAUCUUGGAGUGCUGGGUCCUCCUAUUAUUGCACAAGUAGGAGAGGUUCUCAAAGUUACAUUUAAGAACAAAGCGAGUCGUCCAUACAGUAUCCAGGCCCAUGGAGUGAGCUACACAAAGGACAUGGAAGGUGCUGCCUACAAAACUGGGGAAGAUUCUAAAGAAAAAGUUGCAUCUGAGAAACAAAGUGAGCACUCUCAUCAUUCUCAUGUGGCUCCAGGAGACACAAUAACAUACACAUGGGAAGUUCCUGUCAGUGUGGGAUCUACAAUUCAUGACCUAAACUGCUUACCAUGGCUUUAUUAUUCAUCCGUGGAUGUAGUCAGAGACACCAAUUCUGGUCUUGUCGGCCCGUUGUUAGUGUGCAAGACAUUAAUCAAUAAUCAACAGAGAGGUGUAGCUCACAAUUACUUCAUGAUGCCUGCUGUAUUUGAUGAGAAUAAGAGCUGGUACUUGAAGGACAACAUUGAACUAUUUGCAGGGAAACCGCAGUCUGUGGACACAGAUAAUGAAGAUUUCCAGGAAUCCAAUAUGAUGCACUCUAUCAAUGGGUACAUGUAUGGAAAUCAGCCCGGCCUGGAUAUGUGUGUAGGAGAUUCCAUACGCUGGCACAUGCUGGGACUUGGUACAGAAGUUGAUAUACAUGGAAUCCACUUUACGGGAAACACUGUUAAAGUGCGUGACACCAUAAGGGAUGUUGCAAGUUUAUUUCCACACAUCUCAUAUUCCAUAAUAAUGAAUCCAGACAAUGAAGGUGUCUUCAAUGUAGAAUGUAUGACCACAGACCAUUACACUGGAGGAAUGAGACAGCACUACACUGUAAAGUCAUGUACUGAAAAGAAGGUUGAGUCUGGGCUACAUCGGAUAAGGACAUACUACAUUGCAGCUGAGGAAAUAGAAUGGGACUAUGCUCCAAGCCGGACCUGGGAACAAGAGUGGCUUUCACACCACCCGGAGAGCCCUGGUGAUGUAUUUUUGAAUAAAAGUGAAACAUCUAUUGGUUCAAAAUAUAAGAAAGCUGUAUACCGGGAAUAUACAGAUGGCACCUUUGCAAAACAUAAAGAAAGGACAGAAAAUGAAGAUCAUCUUGGAAUACUAGGCCCACUUAUACAAGCAAAGGUUGGUGACGAAAUCAAAAUUAUAUUUAAGAACAAAGCCAGUAGGCCUUACUCAAUUAAUGCACAUGGUAUUAAACCACAAAAUAAUGAUGUAAAAGCAACUAACCCUGGUAACGUGGAAACCUAUAUAUGGAUGGUCCCAGAAAGAUCUGGACCUAGCAAUCAGGAGAAAACAUGUUUGACUUGGGCUUAUUACUCCACAGUUGAUCAAAUUAAGGACACCUACAGUGGACUCGUUGGUCCUCUUGUGAUCUGCAAAAAAACUUUUUUUCCAUUACUCUUAAGACCUGUGCCAAAACGAUUUUCUCUACUUUUCAUGAUCUUUGAUGAAAAUCAGUCCUGGUAUCUGGAUGAAAAUAUCCAAACAUAUUCCCUUCAGCCAGAUAAAGUGAAGAAAGAGGAUGAAGAAUUCAUUGAAAGCAAUUUGAUGCAUGCUAUCAAUGGAAAAAUGUAUUCCAACUUACAUGGACUUAAAAUGAAUGUUGGGGAUCUUGUAAACUGGCAUUUAAUUGGCUUGGGGAAUGAAGUGGAUCUGCAUACAGUUCAUUUUCAUGCACACAGCUUUAAAUACUCUGCGGGUGCUGUUUACCAGACGGAUGUAUUUGAUUUGUAUCCAGGGACAUUUCAAACUGUUGAAAUGACUGCAAAGAACCCAGGAACAUGGCUACUACAUUGUCACGUGGCUGAUCACAUUCACUCAGGAAUGGUGGCAUUGUAUUCAGUACUUGAAAAUCAGGACAGUGAGUAAUUCUCUUACCGGCAAUGUGCAUGGAAAGGAAUCAAUACUCCAAAAGAUUGUAAAACAAAUACCUGGCAAAAUCUACAUGUAGAAAAUACAAGAAGAAACUUUGAACU